Molecule: messenger RNA, 1439 nt
Organism: Etheostoma cragini (Arkansas darter)
Lineage: Eukaryota; Metazoa; Chordata; Actinopteri; Perciformes; Percidae
Product: SNF-related serine/threonine-protein kinase
Exons: 6
Coding region: 329-1411 (360 amino acids)
Biological process (GO): microtubule cytoskeleton organization; protein phosphorylation; intracellular signal transduction
Cellular component (GO): cytoplasm
Molecular function (GO): ATP binding; tau-protein kinase activity; protein serine/threonine kinase activity
Source: RefSeq, a predicted model, not a curated record
CAUGUGAAGGCAUCAUUAUCACAGCUACUCCGAUGAUGCCUCCUCGUCUCUCAGAUGAACCCUUCACUGUGCCGCGGUCGCCUCAUCGUCUUAUCGAAUCAUUUGUACGUUUCAGUACAGAACACCAUCUGAAUCACCCACGGUACCCUGCAGAGACCCUCUAGACCCCGGUAGAGACCGGACUCCGAAGCGGAGCUGGAGAGGAAGCUGGAGCCAUGGGUUUCUCCUCCAACCUUGGAUGAUCUGAACUAAGCUGGACCCACAAGACUCAGCCAAGCGGCCCCUGCCUACAGCGGGGGUUCCCCUCUCCCCGUCGCCCCACCCAGCUAUGGCAGGCUUCAAGCGGGGCUAUGAUGGCAAGAUUGCGGGCCUGUAUGACCUGGACAAGACGCUGGGCCGUGGCCACUUUGCCGUGGUCAAGCUGGCGCGCCACGUCUUCACCGGGGAGAAAGUGGCAGUGAAGGUGAUCGACAAGACAAAGCUAGACACUGUGGCAACAGGCCACCUCUUCCAGGAAGUGCGCUGCAUGAAGCUGGUCCAGCACCCCAACAUUGUGCGGCUGUAUGAAGUGAUAGACACUCAGACCAAGCUUUACCUCAUCUUGGAGCUCGGCGAUGGAGGGGAUAUGUUUGACUAUAUCAUGAAACACGAGGAGGGGCUGAAUGAAGAGCUUGCUAAGAAAUAUUUUGCCCAGAUUGUCCAUGCUAUCUCCUACUGCCAUCGGCUGCAUGUGGUGCACAGGGACCUCAAGCCAGAGAACGUGGUGUUCUUUGAAAAACAAGGGCUGGUCAAGCUCACAGACUUUGGAUUCAGUAACAAGUUUCAGCCGGGGAAGAAGCUGACAACUAGCUGUGGAUCUCUGGCGUACUCUGCACCGGAAAUACUGCUGGGUGAUGAGUAUGAUGCUCCAGCCGUAGAUAUCUGGAGUCUCGGUGUGAUCCUCUUCAUGUUGGUAUGUGGCCAGCCCCCCUUCCAGGAAGCCAAUGACAGCGAGACUCUCACCAUGAUCAUGGAUUGUAAAUACACUGUACCGGCUCACGUCUCCAGCGCCUGCAAAGAUCUGAUAGAUCGCAUGCUUCAGAGGGAUCCCAAGCGACGGGCUUCCCUGGAGGAGAUUGAGAGACAUGCAUGGCUGCAGGGGGUCGACCCAUCCCCAGCCACCAAGUACAACACUCCCCUGGUGUCCCACAAGAACCUGUCCGAGGAGGAACACAACAGCAUCAUCCAGCGCAUGGUGCUCGGAGACAUCGCCGACCGAGAGGCCAUAGUGGAAGCCCUGGAGACUAACAAGUACAACCACAUCACAGCCACAUACUACCUGCUGGCAGAGCGCAUCCUCAGGGAGAAGCAGGAGAAGGAGGUGCAGACUCGCUCGGCCAGCCCCAGCAACCUCAAGGCCCACUUCAGGUAAACUACAGACACACACUCCAUACAGACAC